Molecule: messenger RNA, 1482 nt
Organism: Chanos chanos (milkfish)
Lineage: Eukaryota; Metazoa; Chordata; Actinopteri; Gonorynchiformes; Chanidae
Gene: angpt2b
Product: angiopoietin 2b
Exons: 9
Coding region: 1-1482 (493 amino acids)
Source: RefSeq, a predicted model, not a curated record
AUGGAUAGGCUGCUGUUGGUUCUCGGUUACCUGGUGACAGUUGUUGCCAUGGUGAUCAGUUCCGAAAGGAAGCAGCACCAGGUUCAGCACGGGCCUUGCAGCUAUACUUUCAUCCUGCCCGAAGUGGAGCAGUGCAAUCAGGGACGGGAUUUUCAGGUCACCAACUCCCUCCAAAGGGACUCACCUCCAUCUCCAGAAUCAGCCCACGUUGAGACCUCCUGGCAGGCAAGAAAACUGGAGAACCUGGAGAGUGCUACAGAGAACAACACACAGUGGCUGCAGAAGCUGGAGAGCUACAUCCAGGAAAACAUGCGCUCUGAGAUGGCUGAGAUGCAGAGGAAUGCCAUUCACACCCAGACGGCCACCAUGCUGGAGAUAGGAACGAAUCUCCUCAGCCGCUCCGCCGAGCAGACGCGAAAACUGACAGACGUGGAGAAGCAGGUGCUAAACCAGACUAGCCGACUGGAGAUCCAGCUGCUGGAGUACUCUCUGUCCACCACCCGACUGGAGCAACAGAUCCUGCGGCAAACCCAGGAGGUAGCUCGUCUCAAUGACAAAAACAGUUUCCUAGAGCAGCGUUUUGCUGCUAUGGAAGCCAGGCAUGGCCAGGAGCUGCUGGCUGCUCAGCAGGAGAAGAGACAGCUGCAGGAGCUUCUGGAGAGGCAGAGCCAUCUCGUCACCCUGCUGGAGGAGGAACUGGCCAGGUCUGUGAGCAACAGCACCCUGCUCCAACAUCAGCAGGCCAUUCUCACAGACACAGUGCAGCAGCUACUGGCUAUGGUCACCCACUGCAACGAGAUUUCCAGUCACCCUAAAGAGGAAUCAGUGAACUUCAGAGACUGUGCAGAUAUAUACAAGUCCGGGGUGACAGAGAGCGGUGUAUACAGCGUCCGCUUCCCAAACUCUACAAAGAAUGUGAAGGUGUUUUGCGAUAUGAAGACCAGAGGUGGUGGAUGGACUGUGUUUCAGCAUCGUUUUGAUGGCUCUUUAGACUUUCAUCGCAGCUGGAAGGAGUACAAAGCAGGAUUUGGAGAUCCCUCUGGAGAGCACUGGUUGGGAAACGAGAUCGUCCACCUCCUCACCACGUCUCAGGACUAUACCCUUCAGGUUCUGCUGACAGACUCAGAGGGAAACCAGGCUUUUUCACAGUAUGACCUAUUCUACAUAGAUGGAGAGGAAAAGAACUACAGUUUGCAUACCCAGGGUUUCAGUGGAACAGCAGGCCGCACAAGCAGUUUGACCCACUCAGGGACUAUGUUCAGCACUAAAGACAAGGACAAUGACCUUUGCAGCUGCAGGUGUGCCCAGAUGGCCUCAGGGGGAUGGUGGUUUGAAGCUUGUGGGCCUUCCAAUCUGAAUGGCAUCUACUAUGCUGGUAUCUCCAACGUAGUCCGCUACAAUGGAAUCAAGUGGUACUACUGGAAAGGACCAAGUUUGAUGACAACAACAACAACCAUGAUGGUACGGCCUGUGAACUUCUGA